AUGUUGGCUGUGGAAGAGAGUAACGCCUGGAUCAAUAGUGUCUGCAGAUGGGUUUGUUACAGAGGCUGCGAACUGCUUAUAAAGAGGGGCUGGGGCCGACAGGCCCUCUGUAAAUUCGCCUGUCGUAGAAAGUGUGGUAGGGGAAAGAGACAGGCGAUCGAUGGGCUUGGUCACGUGACACCAAUCCCCGCUAACUUUGACUUCUACGACCUAGACGACGACAACUUCAUCGAGAUCAACGAGUUUGCUGCGACAUUAGGCGAAGACGUCAACGAACCUGAUCUCGUGAAAGGCUUCAUUCUCACCGACGUCAACGGGGAUGGUAAGUUGACUCGGGAGGAAUUCUCGGCAGAAACUUGCGUCUUCUACAAAGAUGGCCAGUUGUACUGUAGCAGCACCUGGGAUAAUUUCUCGUGCUGGCCAGUCACCCCGGCGGGUCACACGGCCGUCAUCCCCUGCCCAGUCGGCCUACCAGGCGUCGAUCAUACACAAAACGCCACUAGGCAUUGCAUGGACCACGGCGAAUGGAUGGCAAAGGUGAACUACGACCCAUGCAUCAUGGAAGACGAGCCUCUACCGUCUGAAGCGAAUCGGAUCAUUUACUACGUAGGAUUCUGUGUGUCUCUUAUUGCCCUCACCAUAGCCCUGGUCAUAUUCCUCUACUUCAGGAGUUUGCGUUGCUUGCGAAACGUCAUACACAGUCAUUUGAUCGUCUCCUUCAUAUUGCGGAAUCUCUGCUGGAUCAUAAUGGAUAAGGCUAUGCUUCAUAUGUACCAAGUGGAACAUCUGGCGUGGCUAUGUAAGUUAAUUGUUGCCAUCUACAACUACCUACAAGAGACCAACUUCUUCUGGAUGUUUGUGGAAGGCCUGUACCUUCACACAAUCAUAGUAUGGACGUACAGCGCAGAGAAAAUACGCCUAUGGUUCUACAUCGUCAUAGGAUGGGGUUUGCCAGUCGUGUUUGUUGUGGCCUGGUGUGUUGUCAAAGCAAAACUGGAGAAUAACACAUGCUGGUUAAAUGCGGGCACAUCAGUUUAUGAUUUUGUUCACAUCACUCCGAUUCUCCUGGUGCUAUUUAUAAACAUCAUCUUCUUGGCCAGCAUUAUCUGGGUAUUAGUCACCAAGUUGAGGGCCUCCCAGUCAUUAGAGGCUAUGCAGUAUAAGAAAGUUGUCCGAGCAACAGUCAUACUGCUUCCCUUACUGGGUCUCACAUACGUCAUCUUCAUCACCCCUCUGGGUAACGAUAAAGUGUCACACGCUGUUUUUGGCUACUUCAAUGCUUUUCUACAAUCCUUCCAGGGUUUCUUUGUUGCGGUGUUUUACUGUUUUCUAAAUGGAGAGGUGCGAUCCGUCAUCCGCAAGCGAUUUCGGUUUUGGCAGGACAAUCGAAGUAUCACGACCCGCUACACCCGCGCAUCUUUUAUGGCAACGCAGGGAGCCGCCUCCUGCGUGGACACCACGAAGAACGAAGUCAGCGUCCAGAUUCCACUGGUGAACGGGAGAAUCGACAACAACUCCAACGGUUUCAACGGGACUAAAGACAGUUCUGAUACAGUGGACGAUUCCGAGCAAGCCUUAUGA
Messenger RNA from Liolophura sinensis, 1581 nucleotides. Its product is annotated as corticotropin-releasing factor receptor 1-like. NCBI's taxonomy places the organism in Eukaryota, Metazoa, Mollusca, Polyplacophora, Chitonida, Chitonidae. Gene Ontology annotation, cellular component: plasma membrane. Gene Ontology annotation, molecular function: G protein-coupled peptide receptor activity; calcium ion binding; peptide hormone binding. The record is from RefSeq and is a predicted model, not a curated record. The coding region runs from base 1 to 1581 and encodes 526 amino acids. The transcript is spliced from 14 exons. Gene Ontology annotation, biological process: cell surface receptor signaling pathway; adenylate cyclase-modulating G protein-coupled receptor signaling pathway.